AUGAAUUUUCCAAAAGAAUAAGGUUGAAUUGAGAAAUUUGCUCGACUAAAAUAUAAUAAAAUAAUGGAGGCGUUUCAACCAAGACGGCUUACCAAGAAAUCUCAAGCGUUAGCACUUGAUGAAUUUCAAAUGAUCGACAUGAAUCUUCAUCUGAUCAAAAAUGCAGAGGAAAAUGACUCACUACCAGAUAUUAAGGAAGCGGUAACACCAUCAAAAUUGAAACCAAAGGGAUCUAAAAGCAAAUGGAAUAGACGGACAUCUAUCGAUGGCAGCAGAAGAUCCAACAGAAGCAAAGAUAGACUGGGAUUUUCCAGCGCAGAAGAAUUGCUCAACCAGGGCAGGACUCGAAGUUCUGAAGAUUUUUCGGAUAGUAGAAGGAAAUCAGGAGACGUUAAGGCAGUCCGUUCAUUCGAAGAGACCAUAAUGAAGGUUACCGAGCUGAGUAAGCUGGAAGAAUUCGUCAAGUUCGAAGACGAAAAAUCGGAGAGUGCCCGUUUGGUCGAACCAAAAGCACAUGGUUCGUCGUUGAGUCUUGACCAGCGAGAUAUUUGCAGAAAAAAGAACUGUCUGGACUCAAAAAUUCGCCUUCCGCCCAUAAAGAGGACGGAGAGUCAGGAUAUGGCGUGGGAUAUCAAGGGUCUAGGUGUUCAACAGGCUACUGAACAAAAGCUGCCAAUAUCUAUACAAAGGGUUGAUAUGAGGCGAAAGGAGAGGCAUGAUUAUAUCGUCAAGGAAAUUGACCUGAGGAUGAACGAUCUGAAUGAAGUCAUUGAACAAGAAAUAAGAAAAGAAGCAGAAAAUAUCGUAUCGAACAUCCAAAUGAUCAAAGAGAAUGUCGAACAAAUCAUGUUGAGUAUCAAGGAAAAGCCAUCAGUCAAUAUGAACGACAAGCUGAUAAUGAGAAUGCAAGAAAUCAUAAAGCAACUCAACGAUAGCAGACUCAAAAAAAUCGAUUCCUUUUGCGACUUCGUCAGAAAAUUGGAAAAGCAUAGGUCGGAAAGGUUCAAGUUGAUACUGAAGAAUGCCUACAAGGAAAUGCAUGAUAAUAUGUAUAUCAUGCCCUAUGACAUACAGAAAUUCUUCGAGAAAAAAAUCCAGCACCUCAAUGAAAUCACAAUGAAUAAUUACCAUUGCUACACAGAAUUGGAGAAGAAAUUGAAACUCCAGAUGGAAGAAGAAAUGAGGCUUUGGUUUCAAGUACUCAAAUGCCACGAAGCAGUCAAAAAGGCUAUCGUAGAAGAAGAUAGGCAUGUAUACACCAUUCAAGAACCUAUUCGCGCAGUAUCAGAAGAAAUUGCGAGGGGUCCUACCAAGCAGGACAUCCUAAAGAAACUCCAGAAAGCUGACGAAGAUUUUCGUCGUUUGAAAAGGGUAGCGAAAAAACUGAAAUACCUCGAAUCCAAUCCUACCCUAGAAGUAUUCGAGAAUUAUUUCGAGGAAAUAAGGAACGCUGCGACCGCCCUCUUGAAUGCAGGUUUAAUUGGCUUGGAAGGGUUGAAGUUGGAUCAGAGGGCGAUCCAAGACUUAUCAACGAUGCACUGUAUAGACGAGGAGGAGCUUCAGAAAAUGUGGUCGGCUGCUAUCCAAGGAUUCUUGGACACGUUGGAGAGUAAUUUGAAGAGUUUCUCUUACUCAACUGGUAUAUUCGAUUCUUAUUUCGAUAGACUAGAAGAACUCAGAGCUUUGUACGGGCAGCAACUGUUUUUACUUGUGACGAAAAACGAUAAACAAACUGUGCAAAUGAAUAAUGUCAUGAACCUUCUGAUAGAUACUUUACGCCAAGAUAUAAGUGAGGACAACUUAAAUAAAACAAUGCAACAGAUCCAAAGCACUCUCUCGAGCAUAGAUGCCUUAAUACAGAGUCAUCUGAAGGAUGAAACUGCCCUCGUGGAUAAAUUCGUGCAGCUCUCGCUGUCCAACGUCGAUAUUCUUAUCGAUGAACUGGACAGAUUCAUAACACAGUUUGUACCCCCACCCGACUCUGACCCUAGAAAAAUGAAGAAGAGAGCCAGCUGGAUGGACGUUGCCGAGCUCCAAACGAACGACCAUCUCUUCUCAAGGGAGUUCUUGAACUGCCGCUUCUUGAUGCAGGGAAUAGAUAACUGGCAGUUCGGAGUCUGGCAUGCAUUGAUCAUCACCAGGGACACUUCGAAGCAGAUCAUCGCCGUCAUUUUGGACAACUGGGCGAACGCCGAGAAGCAGAAAUUGAAGAAAAGAUCGGAAUUGAAAGUGACCAUCAAUAACGUGAGAAUUCAUAACAUACGAGAGGACUUUUUUAAGGUUAGAUUGGUAGAGUUGAAGAUGCACGAAGAAAGAUUUCAGCAACAUGAGUUGGCUGUUCUAGAAAAAUUAGAUUAUUCUUCUCUGCUCAAACAUGGAAUGAAAGAGAUCUUCGACAACUUCUUGCAAACGCAAUACAACGCGGCAAUAGAUGAAAUAAUGACUGAAUACACAUCCAUCAAGAAGGAAAGACAUGCCGUGGGUUUGAUGAACAAACUGAAUACCCUGUAUUCGUUGGUUUGUCUAGAGAUGAAAACACGUCACGAUUACUUCAAGAAUGAAUAUUUCACCACUCUGAAUGACGUUCGGAAUUCUCACAUAAAAUUUAUGAAGUCGGUGAGGUAAGUUGAUGGCGCAUUAAAAGGAUGGACGCUGAAACUAACAUUCAGUCACUCUCCU
Molecule: messenger RNA, 2679 nt
Organism: Coccinella septempunctata (seven-spotted ladybird)
Lineage: Eukaryota; Metazoa; Arthropoda; Insecta; Coleoptera; Coccinellidae
Exons: 13
Coding region: 64-2625 (853 amino acids)
Source: RefSeq, a predicted model, not a curated record